This is a messenger RNA of Amoebophrya sp. A120, 1379 nucleotides long. The record is from the annotation of a GenBank genome assembly. Lineage: Eukaryota; Dinophyceae; Syndiniales; Amoebophryaceae.
GUAAAGUCCUUUCUCAAUAGCCAUUUUAGUCCAACAAGGGACCACCAGGGCUGCGCGGCCGUAGAAUGUCUUUUGGGCGCACAUCUAGAAGCUCUCUGACGACCCAGAACAUGGCAGCGACACGAGCAAGCGGUCCGUACGACAAUGCGGACCGACAGAAGCGGUGCGUUGGCUUGCGCACCUGUGCCCUGUUGCUCGGCCACCUACCUAUUCUCCUCAUGAUCACCAUUUUGCCGUUUUACGCGAUCCGAGCGGGCGACGUGCGGCUCCCGGACAUACUACUCUCCGACCUGAUGGCCCUGCCACCUUCCCGAUCCAGUUUCCCCUACCAACCCUUGUUUCUGAUCGGCUACUGCCUGUUUGCCGACUUGGCGCUCUGGUGCUUCACGCAAUACGCGCAGUGGAUUUGCCGGUCCCACCCCGUCGCGAAAGCAGCGACCGGCGUUAUAACCACGAUUUGCGUUUUUGGCAUCAACCUGAACCUGUACCUGCUCCUCGCCUUCAAUUUCGAGGAGAGCAGCGGCCAAGCGGAGGAGGAAGCCGCCAACUGGAGUUUAGGCACGCUAUUUUCGGACGCGCCGCGUCACGUCUUCAUCUCGUGGUUCAUCCACGUGGGCGCCGCCACGCUGCUCUUCGGGAGCAUUGGCGCCUGCACCUUGUUGAGUGUGUACAUUCUGGAACCGAUUGCCGCGAGCGGUGCGCUCGAACCCGUGGUGGACAUCCGGCGCCGGUGGUUUUUCAGCCGGGCUUCGUGUUACAGCAUCCCGGUGGCGCUCGUCAUUCGCCUGGCCCAUCUCUUCUCCGACCGUUUCUUCUGGGCCUACCCGCUGCUCUUCGCGGAAAUCUGGAUGCUGGCCUGCGCGGCGGGGGUGAUGCUGUUCGGACUCUUGGAGACGAUGAUGAUGCUCGACUACCAGGAGCCGCUGGUGGACUGCGAGAUGUGGCAGACGACCGCAAAAGCCCUCUUUGGAGCGUCGCGGAAAGACUUCCUGGCCAUUUUGACGGCGAAGUCGCCAACAUCGCGAACAAGCACCAGUAAGACGGCAAAUAAGACUAGAAGUAGGAGUCGCAGCAUCGUGAACGCGAAUAAUACCUCGGCUUCCUCAAAAGUCGACUAGACCAGCACAUAUCCGCCCUUCUUGAAGAUUGUUUACAGAAGGAGGCGAGGAAUACAGUUGAAAUUCAAAUUUUUCAAGUAUUGUGAAUAAGUACAGUGUUGACGCGAUGAAGUCAUUUCUUUCAGGCCUACCUGUGAAUUGUCGCUUCUGCAUCUGAGAUGUGCGACGAAGGCCCUCAUGCAGCGCCUAAGUGAGGCUAAUAGGGCACUUUUUUGUGCCGACCUAGCGUCCAGAAACGAUUUGUGAACAAAGACGAGGAUC